AUGUCAUCAUUAAAUAUUAUCAGAAAUACUUUGAAAAAAUCAUCAUCAAUUCGUACCCAUGUCAAACCUUACCUUGCCUCAAAUAAAGCAUUUUCUUCAACCACCAUUAAAAGAAUUGCAGAUGAAGAUGAUUUAAUCAAUUACAAUAAUGUCCCAAGAAAAGAAAUACCAAUGACUGAAAAUUAUGUCCCUUUAAUAAAUCCCACUGAAGAAUAUAAAGUUCAAAUUGAAGAAUUACAUAAAUUUGGUCAAUAUAUCAUAUCUUGUUUACCUAAAUAUAUUCAACAAUUUUCAGUUUGGAAAGAUGAAUUAGUUUUAUACGUUGCUCCAUCCGCAAUUCGUCCAGUUAUGUUAUUUUUAAAAAAUCAUACAUCAUGUCAAUUUAAAGCAUGUAUGGAUAUUACAGCUGCUGAUUAUCCUUCAAGAACGAAUAGAUUUGAUGUUGUAUAUAAUUUAUUAUCAACAAGACAUAAUUCAAGAAUUAGAGUUAAAACAUAUGCUAGUGAAACAUCACCAGUUCCUUCAAUUGUUCCAUUAUAUCAAGGUGCAAAUUGGUAUGAAAGAGAAACUUAUGAUAUGUUUGGUGUUUUCUUUGUUGGACACCCUGAUUUGAGAAGAAUUAUGACUGAUUAUGGAUUUGAAGGUCAUCCUUUGAGAAAAGAUUUCCCAACUACUGGGUAUACUGAAGUUAGAUAUGAUGAAGAAAAGAAAAGAGUUAUUUAUGAACCUUUGGAAUUAACUCAAGCUUGGAGAAAUUUUACUGUUGGUUCAUCAGUUUGGGAACCUGUUGGUGAUGGUAAAGAUUUUACACCGGAAAGUUUUAAAUUACCAACACCAGAACCAGAACCAGAAAAAGAAGAAGAAGGUAAAAAAUAG
Molecule: messenger RNA, 876 nt
Organism: Insectozyma verbasci
Lineage: Eukaryota; Fungi; Ascomycota; Pichiomycetes; Serinales; Debaryomycetaceae
Source: the annotation of a GenBank genome assembly